Vitis riparia (riverbank grape) is the source of this 2927-nucleotide messenger RNA. Its product is annotated as receptor-like protein 46. Bases 184 to 2631 code for a protein of 815 amino acids. The transcript has a single exon. Lineage: Eukaryota; Viridiplantae; Streptophyta; Magnoliopsida; Vitales; Vitaceae. The record is from RefSeq and is a predicted model, not a curated record. Gene Ontology annotation, molecular function: protein binding.
AGCCAGUGUGCCUUCCCAUCUCUUUCCCUCUCCACCGAUUUCUGUUCAUUGACUUUCAGUCCAUGGAAUUGACAUCUCAGUGAGUAGCCUGGCUUUAAGAAUCGAUAUAUUCAUGAUCACACUCACUCAUCCGCCCAACUUUAUUACCAUUCAUUCAACAGCCAAAGGAAAAAAAACCCAACUAUGGCCAACCUAGGUCUGCUGCUUGGAUCUAUCUUUCUCUCCAUCUUCAUCCUGCCCUGUCUCUCUUGUCCUGAAUACCAAAAGCAAGCUCUUCUCCAGUUCAAAUCCUCCAUCCUUGCCAGUAAUUCUUCAUUUAACAGUUCCACCUUUGGCCUGGAGUCAUGGAACUCAAGUUCGAGUUGUUGUCAAUGGGAUCAAGUCACUUGCAGUUCCCCUUCAAAUUCAACUUCAAGGGUUGUGACUGGUCUCUAUCUCUCUGCCCUUUACACCAUGCUGCCUCCACGGCCCCAACUGCCUUCCACUGUCUUAGCACCCCUCUUUCAGAUCAGAAGCUUGAUGCUGCUUGACAUCUCAUCCAACAACAUAUAUGGUGAAAUUUCAUCUGGGUUUGCUAAUCUCAGCAAGUUGGUUCAUCUUGACAUGAUGCUGAAUAACUUCAAUGGUUUCAUUCCUCCUCAUUUCUUUCACCUCCGACAUCUUCAGUAUCUUGAUUUGACUAACAAUUCCCUCCAUGGUAGCCUAAGUCCUGAUGUGGGCUCUCUCCAAAACUUGAUGGUAUUGAAGUUGGAUGAGAAUUUUCUCAGUGGAAAAGUUCCUGAAGAGAUUGGAAACCUCACAAAGUUGCAGCAGUUGUCCCUUAGCAGCAACCAAUUUUCAGAUGGUAUUCCUUCUUCAGUUUUGUAUUUGAAGGAGCUGCAGACAUUGGACUUGAGCUACAAUAAGUUAUCCAUGGAGAUUCCAAUUGACAUUGGAAAUUUACCCAACAUCUCCACUUUGACAUUGAAUGACAACCAGUUAACCGGUGGAAUCCCCUCUUCAAUCCAGAAACUGAGCAAGUUGGAAACACUUCGCUUGGAAAACAACUUGCUCACAGGGGAAAUUUCAUCCUGGUUGUUCGAUUUGAAGGGCCUGAAGAACUUGUAUCUUGGAAGCAAUAGUCUGACUUGGAACAACAGUGUGAAGAUUGUACCGAAGUGCAUUCUUUCUCGAUUAUCUCUGAAGUCUUGUGGUGUUGCAGGAGAAAUUCCAGAAUGGAUUUCUACGCAAAAAACUCUUGACUUUCUGGAUUUGAGUGAGAACGAGCUCCAAGGGACAUUUCCACAAUGGCUUGCUGAAAUGGAAGUUGGAAGUAUAAUUCUAUCGGAUAACAAACUUACAGGUUCUCUUCCACCUGCUCUCUUUCAAUCUCUAAGUUUAUCGGUCCUUGCUCUCUCCCGAAACAAUUUCUCUGGGGAAUUGCCGAAGAACAUUGGAGAUGCAGGUGGCCUCAUGAUUCUUAUGUUGGCUGAAAACAACUUUUCAGGGCCAAUUCCUCAGUCCAUCUCUCAGAUAUACCGCCUAUUGUUGUUGGACCUCUCCAGCAACAGAUUUUCUGGGAAGACUUUCCCAAUAUUUGACCCUGAGGGAUUUCUUGCUUUCAUUGAUUUCUCUUCCAAUGAAUUCUCAGGAGAGAUUCCAAUGAGCUUUUCGCAAGAAACCAUGAUUCUUGCAUUGGGUGGAAAUAAGUUUUCAGGGUCCUUGCCUUCGAACUUGUCUAGCUUGAGCAAACUAGAACACCUCGAUCUCCAUGACAACAACCUUAAAGGUAAUUUACCAGAAUCUCUCUUCCAAAUCUCUACUUUGCAAGUUCUGAGCUUGCGGAACAAUUCCCUUCAAGGUUCAAUCCCUGAAACUAUUUCCAACCUUAGUAGCCUCCGAAUUCUUGAUGUUUCAAACAACAACCUCAUUGGAGAAAUCCCCAAAGGGUGUGGUAAUCUUGUUGGAAUGAUUGAAACUCCAAAUCUGUUAUCUUCAGUCUCUGACAUAUUUACCUUCUCAAUUGAGUUCAAAGACUUGAUAGUGAACUGGAAGAAAUCAAAGCAGGGUCUCUCAAGCCGCUACCUUGAUAUCUACACUCUGUUCGACUUGUCGAAGAAUCAUCUCUCAGGUGAAAUUCCAGCUUCUAUAGGUGCUCUUAAAGCUCUGAAGCUACUCAACGUUUCUUACAACAAACUGUCUGGCAAGAUACCAGUAAGUUUUGGUGAUUUAGAGAAUGUAGAGAGUCUGGACUUGUCGCACAACCAACUUUCUGGUUCAAUUCCUCAGACGCUAGUAAAGUUGCAACAGCUUAGCAAUUUAGAUGUGAGUAACAACCAGUUGACAGGUCGGAUUCCAGUAGGUGGUCAGAUGAACACCAUGGCAGAUCCAAUCUACUAUGCCAACAACAGUGGGUUGUGUGGUAUGCAGAUUCGUGUGCCAUGUCCUGAAGAUGAGCCACCACCAUCAGGGUCGCCAGAACAUCAUUCCAGGGAUCCAUGGUUUUUAUGGGAAGGUGUGGGGAUUGGGUACCCAGUUGGCUUCCUGUUAGCAAUAGGAAUCAUAUUCCUUACAGGCUAUUUUACCCCACCACCAUCAACAAACAGCAGGCAUCGUCGACGCCAACAACGUCCAAUCAGGCGAAGAAUUUAAACCAGACUGUUCCAGGUCUUGACCAUCUUUGAUGUCCAUAUUGAAAGCUCUGUUUCUUAGGAUAGUGAAGAACUUUGGUGACUAGCAUUAGAAAACAACUUUCUUAGUGAAUGUGGAAUAAACUUGAAAGAGAACUGAAGAAGUGAUGGAAUAUUAUAGUGAGUCAUAAAUGAAGUGUAAUAUGUAUAGUUUCAUUAUGAAGUUUGAGAGAAGUACCAUAUAUUGCAUUAUCUCAAAGAGAAGGAUCCCACUUACCAAUUAUGCAGGGCAGUGGUAUUCCACCAAACUCUUCUUAA